This is a messenger RNA of Paecilomyces variotii, 2617 nucleotides long. RefSeq names its product putative ribosome assembly protein Noc2. Lineage: Eukaryota; Fungi; Ascomycota; Eurotiomycetes; Eurotiales; Thermoascaceae. Gene Ontology annotation, biological process: ribosomal large subunit biogenesis. The record is from RefSeq and is a predicted model, not a curated record. The transcript has a single exon. The coding region runs from base 115 to 2436 and encodes 773 amino acids. Gene Ontology annotation, cellular component: Noc2p-Noc3p complex; nucleoplasm; Noc1p-Noc2p complex.
AUUUUUCUCAACUGAAAUUUCUCGAGUGAUACAAUAUAGAUCGGCACUGCACUCAUCAACCAACCCAGUAUACUCCUGCAGAUUCCUUCUGCAGACUGGGAUUUAGUCGCCAAGAUGCCGGGUCGCAUGAAGAAGUCGACCAAGAAGUUCGAGAAGAAGCAUCUCAAGGAUGUGAUCGACCGUCGCAAGGAAUUCGCCAAGGUUAAGCAGCGACAGCAGGUUAAGGAAAAGAGGAAAGCGCGUAACGCUGAGGAUCGGGCGCAGAACGCAAACGACAGUGACAAUGAAAGCCCUGAACAGCGUCGGAAGCAGGAUGCCUUUGCGGAGAUGAACGUUGACGACUUCUUCGCUGGCGGAUUCGACAUUCCUGAUGCUGCCCCAGCCAAGGGAAAGAAGGCGAAGAAAACAGCUGUCACCCCGAAGACAGGCAAACGGAAGCGCUCAGAAGAUGGAGACGACAAUGAGUCUUCGGCUUCAGGCAGUGGUGAGGAAGAUGCCGAAUCUCAGAGUGAGGAUGAUGCCGCCUCCGAGACAAGCAGUGUGAACGACAUGGCGACGCACAAGGAUCAGCUGGAGGCACUGAAGGAAAAGGACCCGGAGUUCUACAAGUAUCUGAAAGAAAAUGAUGCCGAGUUGUUGGACUUUGGUGAUCACGGAGACCUGGCCGAAGUUGAUGAGCUCAGUGAGGGCGAGGAGGAAGGCCCUGCGAAGAAGAAAAAGAAGUCCAAGUCCGAGGAUGAGGAUAUGGAAGAGGUAGAUAACAAGCUCACCAUGGCCGAUAUCAAGAAAUGGAGGAAGUCUAUGGAAGAACAGCAUUCGAUGAGGGCCCUGCGGCAGAUUGUCCUGGCGUUCCGUGCUGCUGCCUAUGUCAACGAAGCCGAAACUCCUGAACAGAAAUACACCAUCUCGGACCCCGACGUAUACCACCAGGUGCUCAUCACGGCCCUGAAUGUGGUCCCGAAGGUUCUGACGCAUCACCUUCCUGUCAAGGAGACUGCCUCCGGGAAAGUGAGGGUGCAAAUGGACUCGAAGAAGUUCAAGACUUUGACACCUCUCAUCAAGUCUCAUACUACCUCUGUUCACCAGCUUCUCGGUAACCUGUCGGAUGCGUCGACGCUGAAGUUGACUCUGUCCUCGAUUGAGCCGAUGCUCCCCUACCUUCUGCAGUUCAGAAAGUUGCUCAAGGUUGUUGUGAAGACUGUCGUGGGAAUCUGGUCUGAUUCCUCCACCAGCGAAGCCACACGAAUCACAGCGUUCCUUCUCAUCCGGCGUCUGAUGGUCAUUGGUGAUGCCGGUAUUCGGGAAGCCGUCCUCAAGGCUACCUACGAAGGUGUCGUCAGGGGCAGCCGGAACACCACCGUCCAUACUCUCCCCGGUGUCAACCUGAUGAAGAACUCGGCGGCUGAGAUCUGGGGUAUCGACCAGAACGUUUCCUACACGGCCGGUUUCUCCUUCAUCCGCCAGCUCGCGAUGCACCUGCGAAGCAGCAUCACGAAUCCUUCCAAGGACUCCUACAAGACUAUCUACAAUUGGCAAUACGUCCACUCGCUUGACUUCUGGUCUCGAGUCCUGUCCCAACACUGCGAUGGCCUCGCUGAAGCCAAGGCUGGAAAGGCUUCUGCCCUCCGUCCACUCAUCUAUCCCGUCGUUCAAAUCACCAUUGGUGCUAUGCGCCUGAUCCCCACGGCACAAUACUUCCCUCUUCGCUUCCAGCUGGUCCGCGCUCUUCUCCGCAUCUCCCGCGCCACAGGCACCUACAUUCCUCUCGGAUCCGCGCUCCUUGAAGUUCUCACGUCUGCGGAGAUGCGCAAGCCCCCGAAGUCCAGCACUCUCAAACAGCUCGACUUCCAGACCGCCAUCCGUGCGCCAAAAUCCUACCUUCGCACCCGCGUCUACCAGGACGGCGUCGGCGAGCAAGUCAGCGAGCUCCUUUCAGAGUUCUUCGUCUUGUGGACAAAGCACAUUGCCUUCCCUGAACUCUCCCUCCCUAUCGUGGUCAUGCUCAAGCGCUGGCUGAAAGACGCUGGCUCUCGCACCACAGGAAACAAGAACACCAAACUCAACCAGCAGAUCUUGCUCCUCGUACAGAAAGUUGAAUCGAACUCUCGCUGGAUCGAGGACAAGCGCUCAAAGGUCAACUUCUCGCCCAAGGACCGCGCUGAAGUUGAGACCUUCCUCAAGGACGUUGACUGGGAAGUUACCCCUCUCGGUGCGUUCGUCAAGACACAGCGUAAGCUUCGCGCAGAGCGCGCCGCUGUUCUGGAACAGGGUAGACGUGAAGAAGAGGAGAGGAGAAAGAGAGGCGGUGAUGAUGACGAUGAGAUUAUGGAAGAUCUCGCUAGUGGAAGCGAUGAAGAGGAAGAGGAAGAAGUCGAGGAGGGGUCGGAAGAAGAGGAUGAGGACGACGAAGAUGAUGAGGAGGAGGAUGAUGAAUAAUAGAUGCAAAGUCAUAUCCUUUGUUCAUCCAAUUCCUUCAGAGUCUAGUACCCAUCGUCAUCUUUGCAGUCUCAUUCUCUUUUCAGUGUCUAUGUUUUCUCUUAUCUGGUAUACAUUGUUCUGUACGUUAGAUAUCAUCAUCGGGACCGGCACCAGGGUAUUAAAAAAAUUCCAUUUCAGU